UUUUCCCCCUUCACUCCUUUUGGACUUCAAGUCCAGACGCCAGAGCAGAACAUAUUUGAGCUGGAAAAAAACCUGUUGAAGAUGAAGAGUCUGGUGGUGUUUUUGCUUUGCUUGGUCGUCUUGACCAUCUAUACAGAUGCCAACCCCAUCAUCAAGGAGAGCUUUGCUAAGCAGCUUCUGCGUAGCAAGAGACAGGAGAGGCCCAGGAAGGCAGGCCACCCCGAUGAACCCAUGAGGGAGCACAUGCUUCAUAUGCAGGCUCUGGACCAGAGAGCACAGGAGACCAACAUGGAGCACUGGCUCAAUCCUCACUGCUACCCACACUGUGACAGGAACUAUGGAUACCCUGUCUGAUGAUGAAAGAAAAGAACAGCGUCAAUACGAUAAAACUGGUUGGAAAUGGAAAGACUUCCUCAAACGGAUCCGUGAACACAUGCGAGUGGAUAAUGAGUAUAUAAUGUUGCUUGUCUAAGAAUGCAUGUUCGUUUCUUAUAAUAUGUGUAUUGCCAAUUAGUAUCAUAUAGCAUAACAUGGUAAACUUUGUGGAAUGAGUGAAUAAA
This is a messenger RNA of Phycodurus eques (leafy seadragon), 560 nucleotides long. It is a transcript of the gene c6h17orf67, whose product is annotated as chromosome 6 C17orf67 homolog. The coding region runs from base 82 to 354 and encodes 90 amino acids. The record is from RefSeq and is a predicted model, not a curated record. The transcript is spliced from 4 exons. Lineage: Eukaryota; Metazoa; Chordata; Actinopteri; Syngnathiformes; Syngnathidae.